ACCUAGGACAGCACAUAGCUGUCAUCGGACUUUUGAAUAUGGUUUUGUUUGAAGUUGGGGGCCUCAUCGGGGCUCAUAUAAAAUAUACUACCCCUAGAUUUGAUUUCUGAGAUGAAACACAUCACUUAUCAAAUUCUAUCGACGAUAUCGAGUCCGUCCCUUCAACUGAAUCUCACCAACGUUUCAAUAAUUAAUAUCCCAUUUUCUAUCUAUCAUAAUGAAGGUCACCUCGAUAUUCUCAUACCUAGCCGCCGUCGUUCUCGUUGGGACGAUCGGCCCGGGUUCGGCUGCAGUUCUACCUCGCUCAGAUGCCGAUACCAUCGCCAACUUCGGACGGAUAGGCAUCUGCAUGUCUUACCUGGGGAAUGGCAACACGCAAAAGGAGCUCGCCCCGUGUAUGACAUGGUGCCCAACACAGGAUCCAAAUUCAGAUCCGAACGCCGUUGGUUGUAAGGGACCCGAUGUUCCUUUAGAUCAGCUCGACCCGAGUACGAUAGAAAAAGACGACGACGGAAACUCAUGGACAUCAGGCGAAUGCAUUUGCGAUCUUUCGGCUGCCGGUGCUAUUUUAGACGUUGUUAUCCAAGCUCUUGCUCAGCUUGAUAACGUGAUAUGCGCUGUUGUCCUAACGGCUGUUACGACGCUCGUUGAGGAGGGUAUCGACUCUGUGCCCGCUGGCACCUCUAUUCUAGCAGUUAAGAAAGCUGUCGAGGGCGCCAAGACUUUCGUCGAAAACGGACUCGACGCCGUCUCCUUUUUUGGUGAUUGGAUCGGGGGAUCUUGCGGCAUUUCCGAUUUCAACUUUAGCUUGGAUGAUGUGUUCGACGGCUUGUCCGACGCACCAGACUCGCUUGGUGAGAGUAAGGGAUGCUUAAAAAUGAAUAAACAAUGUCAGAAACCUUAAGCAUGUUGGACUGGGUUUGGGCGUUGGAGAGGAGAACGGGACGUGUGCUUUGAUACGAAUGGAGCAUUAGUGAUUUUGGGUCUUGGUGGUUGGUUGCAUCUUUAUCAUCGGCAUAUAUUAGGGCUUAGAUUGGUGCAUUAACCCAUCAUUAGGGGGUGGGAAUGGGUUAGGCAAUCUGUUUUACUUG
Molecule: messenger RNA, 1091 nt
Organism: Hypoxylon trugodes
Lineage: Eukaryota; Fungi; Ascomycota; Sordariomycetes; Xylariales; Hypoxylaceae
Exons: 2
Coding region: 218-904 (228 amino acids)
Source: RefSeq, a predicted model, not a curated record